CUGUUUCCUCUCCUCUUCUGUCUCUCGAGUCUCGAUUUGCGCCGGCGGCGGAAACAAUUCAUCUCCAUGGCGGCGACCGCGCUCCGGACCAUCUGCCAGCGGAUCGGCGGCCGCGCCCUCCGGCCAUCUCUAGCCGCGCAGCAGAACCAGCCUACCACCUGUCGCCUCUUUCACAGCACGACCAAGAUGCAGAAGGCAGACGCAACUCCUUCGGCUGAGAUCCAGCAGGUCAAAGAAGAGCUCUACCGCAUGAUGUCUGAAAACAGGGAGAAGAUAGGAAACCAGAAGGGCCUGAUCAAGCACCUCUCAUCCCAUGUGGAGCCUAAACCUGAGGACCCCGUCUGGCGCUUCUAUCGCAGGGCAAAAUGGUACCAUUUAGUCUUGAUGUAUAGCCCAGCAUUCCUUUAUAGCUACAUGUCUAUGUUGGAUGUGCCUGAUGGCAAGAAGGAGAUGACGCCAGCUGAGAAGGAUGAUUUUAACAAGAGGAUGGCCGCGUUGAUGCCCAAUGUAGAACUUUGAGGACAGCUAGUUGCAUAGCGACUAACCCCAGCACUUUAUGUAGUUGCCAUUGCUCUGUUUGGACACUGCGGCUUUGUUAGACCAAAUUAUCCGUCAUGUUCAGUGCAGUUGUAAGUUAUGGUAAGGCUGAACUAGCUGUGAUGCUUGGUGAAGAGUGCUAUCUUAUAUGUUAAGACUGAGUUAUCAGUGAGAAUGUUGGCUCAAGUGGUAUAGUACUAUGUUGAUGUUA
This is a messenger RNA of Triticum urartu, 748 nucleotides long. RefSeq lists its product as uncharacterized. The record is from RefSeq and is a predicted model, not a curated record. NCBI's taxonomy places the organism in Eukaryota, Viridiplantae, Streptophyta, Magnoliopsida, Poales, Poaceae.